Molecule: messenger RNA, 3679 nt
Organism: Amphibalanus amphitrite
Lineage: Eukaryota; Metazoa; Arthropoda; Thecostraca; Balanomorpha; Balanidae
Product: netrin receptor UNC5C-like
Exons: 12
Coding region: 61-2292 (743 amino acids)
Biological process (GO): motor neuron axon guidance; netrin-activated signaling pathway
Cellular component (GO): membrane
Molecular function (GO): protein binding; netrin receptor activity
Source: RefSeq, a predicted model, not a curated record
GGCGGUUGGUCGAGCUGGGGCGUCUGGUCCGACUGUGAGCCGGCCUGCGGACCCGGCGUGAUGGUCCGUCGCCGCUCCUGCGACAGCCCGCCGCCGAUGAACGGAGGAAGGGAGUGUGUGGGACCGUCCCAACAGGCGGCCGACUGCAACUCGCUCUGUCCGCCGGUGGCCGGCGGCUGGAGCUCCUACGGGCCGUGGUCCUCGUGUGAUUCGUCCUGUCGCCAGUACCGCCACCGGACCUGCUCCGACCCGGCCCCUCAGCACGGAGGGACGCCCUGCGAGGGACCCGACAGGAUAUCACGGAACUGCUCACGAGAUAUGUGCUCAGGCGGCGUAGUAAGCGGCCUCGAGACAACCCGAACCAAUCAAGGAGCGCGCGCGGUGCCUGAGACCGACGUGGCGCUGUACGUGGGUCUGGCUGUGGCUCUGGUGGUGUUCCCGCUGAUAGCUCUGCUCGCUCUGAAACUGUAUAGAAGAAAGGGACGGGGACAGAGCAUGUACGGUCUUACUGAGCGAGAUUACGAAGCACGCUACUACGACAACUCAAAGAAGCAGCUGGGUUACGCGCCCGACCUGACCUCUAGCGUCGCAAUCAUGAACCCGACCCCACCGAGCCUCAACAGCGACUACUCUUACGGAGACCCAAACAGCAACAAGACGGCGCUGCUCAGUUCACCAUCCGAGCACCACUACGACGAACCGCAUGCCAUGUUCCUGCCCAAACGACUCGACUCUGCACACAACUCUGGAGCGGAUAGUGAGACCAGUACCGCUGCCUCGCCUGUGUCCCGGGCUCACCAGGCCGGAGAUAGUGGCACGGCUCACUCGCACUCGUCGUACUGCAGCUCGCCCACAUCUCCCCACGGCAAGUCCCUGUACGGCUCUGAGCCUGCCUCGUGUCGUCAGUCGCUACUGUCGGUGACACUGCCAUCUGACGUGAAUCCCGACAACCUCGAGUUGGCCACAGUGACGUCAGCCGGCGCUGUGCUCUCGCUGGCCGAGGCCGGCGUCAGUUUGACGAUCCCAGAGGGCGCCCUGGCCGAAGGACAACAGGAGGAAAUUUACCUGGUGGUGCUCAACGACUCCAAGGGCCGUCCCCAGCUAGGAGAGCACGAGACCCUGCUGUCUCCGGUGGUUCUGGCCGGGCCCGGCUCCGUCCAACUUCUCCGACCCGCCAUCGUCAGUUUCCAGCACUGCGCCAGCCUCAAAACCAACUGGUCCAUCUCAGUAUUUGGUGGUACCAAGCAGUGGCCUGCCCCGGGCGGGUGGCAUCACCUGGCGCUUCUUGGUAAGGAGAAUCUCAACACCGGUGUGUACACCCAUCUAGACCAGCAGCGGGUUCAUGUGCUCGUGGACACCCUCCAGCCGCUGGCGCUGGUUGGAGAGCCGGGAAAUGACUCAGAAGGAGUCGCUGGAGCGAAUAGUGGGCCGGCUGUGAAGCUACUCCGUUUGGCAGCGUUUGGCCCCCGCCUGGUAGCAGGGUGUGCCUCAGAGUACUGUAUCAGGUGCUACGUGGUGGAGGACACGCGAGCGGCGUUUGAAGCGGUGCUGCAGCUAGAAAGGAGGCUGGCCGGCAGGCUGUUGGAUAAGCCGAAGACGAUGGCGUUCGAGAGCGGAGGAGGAGGCCUGAGCCUCUCGCUGGAGGAUCUGAGCAUCGGAUGGAGGUGCAAACCGCAGGGCGACUAUCAGGAGAUCCCGUUCUGGCACGUCUGGGGCAGCGCCUGCCCUCUCCUGCACUGCUCCUUCAGUCUGGAGCACGUAGGACGCGGAGGAUCAGGAGCAUCCCGCGGAGACGGCCUCUCCUUCUCCGCUCGCGUUCUCGUCUCGCAGAAGGGCGGUACACAAACUCGACGUCAGAUGUUGCGGGUUUCGUCUGCGGAGAGCGGGCCCUUGCCGAGUCCGCUGCCAGGCCGGCCGACGGCUACCGUGACGUCGAGUGUGUCGACGAAUACGAGUGGAUCCUCGGGAGCGUCUUCGACGGUCACUGUGACCACACUGGAUACAGGAGGAUACAGGCUGUCGGCAGAGACCCGUCAGAAGUUGUGUCAGCUCCUGAACCAGCCCAGCUCCCGGCUGAACGAUUGGAGAAUGCUGGCGCAGAGGAUGCAGGUCAACAGGUUCAUCAACUACUUCGCCGCCAAGAAGUCCCCGACUGAAUGCCUUCUGGACCUCUGGUGGGCGAGGCACGCGGACCCCUCAGCUGCCGCCACGGAGCUCCUCAACAUCCUCCGAAUCAUGGGACGCGACGACGCGGCGCACGUGCUAGAGGCCCAGCUGGGACCUCGUGUCUAGCGAGGCCCAGGAGGGGUCUGAUGGGGCCCUGUGGUGGACGGUGGUGCUCGGAGUCUCAGUUGGGAGUGGGGGCCUAGUGAGAGCUCAAGAGUCUUUUGAGGACUCUCGGGACCCAAUGAGGACCAUCUGGGCAAAGUGAGGAUCUCGAGGCAAAAUGAGGGUUCUCGCGCAUCCCAGGAACCCUCAAGGCCCAGUGAGGAAUCUCAGAGACCUUUGAUCUGACGAAGAUUCUCGAUGAGACCCUUAUUGCCGUGAAGAGACGUCCUACAUCUGAUAUUGCGCCGUUCUGGCCUCUGAUUGGUGCACACCUGGUGACACGUGACCCGUGACGACGCCUGAUUGGUCAGCUCUCUCUCGUACAGCCAAUCACAUGUCGUGAAAUCAAAAGCCGUCACGAGAGGACACCCAUUCGCCGGGCGCGUAGCUCAUGUGAUAUUUUUAUAUUUGUACAUUUGUACUGUGGCGUAGCUUGAACUGCGAUUGUUAACAGGAUAGCUUCUGCUGGUAGCUGCCGCCGCCACCCGACUGUUGCUUAUUUAUAGCUUGUUAAGCGUGUGAAUAGUACGAUACCUCGUACAGUGCGACUUUUGGGCUUGUGUGUGGGAUGUAUUGUGGGAAAAGAGGAUGGGAUAGAUAGCUCUCGCUGAGGACUCGAAUGUCCUCUCUGUCUCGCUGCUCGCGUUUUGCCACGUCCACUGUCUUCCAGACCAGUGGCCAAAUGUGUGACGUCAUGUGUUGGACAGCUUGCUGAUGAUGUCAUUGUGUGAUGUCAUAAGUAUGUGACGCCCUGUUAGAGGUAUGGGACGGAAUUUGAGCAUUGAGCUGCUUGUGUGACUCGUUUUGCUGAGUUAGGAUAAAAUGCCGUCCUUUGGACACACGAUAGAGAAAGAGAGGAAGAUAGGUGGAAUGCGUGGGAGGAAACAAAAGAAAAUUAAUGGUAACCGAUAAGAUGACAAAGCUAAAACAGCGGCAAAUGCGGCUGUUUAAAAGAAAUACCUGUUUUGUUUAUAGGAAAUGUCUGGUUGGAUGACUUGAACUCGGUUUUACAUAGAAUGCGCUGACAUGCAUUGUAUAGGCGUGUGUUCUCAGCUUUGUGAUAUGAACUCUGAACGUCGUCGAGAAUUGCUUGUGUAUGUUUGCGCCGUAUGUAUGUAAUUGUAUGUCUCCUGACCAGCCUCUGGGCAGAGGCCAGGAGGAGAGAGAGAGAGAGAGAGAGAGAGAGAGAGAGAGAGAGAGAGAGAGAGAGAGAGAGAGAGAGGGAGGAGCGACGCUGAGCCGAGCUCUCAGUUCUGUAGUGCCUAUGCAACCAUGUGUCAACUAGUCAGUGAGUAAACUGUGGGAAGAAUGUAGAUUGUUUGAUAGAGAGCCAAAUAUAUUUUAAACGCUG